AUGCCAACUCUUGCCGUUGCACGCGAUUACCUGUUUCACCUCAUGGGGAAAAAUUACACGGAGGAGCAGUUUGAAGAUGUGUGCUUUAAGUUUGGGGUUGAACUUGACGAUGUCACAAGUGAACGCGAGAUGUUCAGCCGUGAACAGGGGAUGGUAGGGGGCGCGAAUUUGGAAGAACUCUCCGACGAGGUUAUUUACAAGAUUGACACCCCCGCCAACCGCUACGACCUGCAGUGUGCGGAGGGAAUGGCAGUGGCGCUGAAUGUGUUUCUCGGGUUGAUGCGGGCUCCCGCUUUCAAGGUGCUGAACCGAUGCAGCCCAUUGUACAGGAUGACCGUGGAUAAAUCCGUGCGGAAUGUCCGUGACUAUGUUGUCUGCGCCGUGCUAAAGAACAUCUGCCUUAACGAGCGCAGCUACCGCAGCUUCAUUGACUUCCAGGAGAAACUGCACUCUGGACUCGCCCGUCGUCGCACCCUGGCCUCUGUGGGAACACACGACCUGGACAAGAUUGGGGACAACAACUUCAUUUACACCUUAAAAUCAAGGGAAUCCAUUCGCUUUGUUCCACUGAACCAACGCGGUCGCAUGCUCGAUUGCGCCGGAGACGGUCUAGCAGAGUUCUACAAGGACGAUCGACAAAUCUCGAAGUAUGUCCCGCUCAUUUCGGGCCUUAGCCAUUAUCCAGUUAUCAUGGACCGUGAGAAACAAAGCAUCCUCUCACUUCCACCCAUCAUUAACUCUGAUUUUUCAUGCAUCAGUCAGGAGACCAAAAACAUCUUCAUAGAAUGCACCGCACCCGAUCACUACAAGGCAAAUGUACUGGUGAACCAGAUCGUGUGUGCCUUCUCAACGUAUUGUGAAGAGCCCUUUACGGUCGAAGCGGUGCGGGUGGAAUAUGAGGAAGCGACACCGGACGGCACGAAAGUGGAAGUGACGCCCAACUUGGACCCUGCUGUCAUACCCGUAUAUAUUCCAAAGGUGGAACGGCUAAUCGGCAUCAAGUUGGACUCUCCGCAGCACUGUGGUCAACUUCUCGAGCGUAUGCUGCAUCGCGUUGCCAAGAUGGAGGGUGACAACAUCUUCGUUGAGGUUCCUGCGACCCGACCAGAUGUGCUUGGGCCAACGGAUCUCAUGGAAGAUGUUGCCAUUGCCUAUGGUUAUGAUAACAUCAAAUAUGUUGAAUGCACCACUCGAGGUAAAGUGACACAGCAGCCACUCAGUAAGUUGUCUCAUUUAUUGCGGAUUGAGAUGGCAAAUGCAGGAUACACCGAACUUUUAACGUUUUCUUUGUGCUCCCGCGAUGAGGCAUUUGCUCAUCUGAACCGUGAGGAUGACGAUGUUGCAGUGCACAUCGCCAACCCACGAACGAUGGAAUUCCAAAUCUGUCGUCCAUCCCUGAUGCCAGGUAUUCUCAAAACACUCAAUGCAAACAAGUCGCAUCCAUUGCCGUUGCGCUUCUUUGAAUGUUCAGAUGUGGUGCUCAUAGACAAUGAGAAGAACUUUCCGCCUCUUAUCCGGCCACAUUCCGAAUACCCAAAUUGUGGCGCAUGCAACCAACGUCAUGUUGCGGCCCUGCAUUGCUGUAGUGAAAACAGUGGCUUUGAAGACAUUCAUGGCUUGGUUGAAUUUAUCAUGAAAAAACUUAGCAUUUCGCGAAAGGGAGAACAGAACGCCGAGGCUGAAGAAGACACAUACACAUUGGAAAGAGGAACUGAUGGUGCCUUUUUCCCUGGAAGGUGCAUGGAUAUUUUCUUGCACCGCAAGGAUCAAAAAGUGUGCCUAGGAGGCUUCGGUGUUGUCCACCCGAACACACUACGGGCGUAUGAUAUUCCCUUUCCGUGCUCAUACAUGGAGAUAAAUAUCCAGUUUGCCCAGUAA
Trypanosoma cruzi is the source of this 1878-nucleotide messenger RNA. Its product is annotated as phenylalanyl-tRNA synthetase, putative. The record is from RefSeq and is a predicted model, not a curated record. Gene Ontology annotation, molecular function: phenylalanine-tRNA ligase activity; magnesium ion binding; RNA binding. Bases 1 to 1878 code for a protein of 625 amino acids. Gene Ontology annotation, cellular component: cytoplasm; phenylalanine-tRNA ligase complex. Gene Ontology annotation, biological process: phenylalanyl-tRNA aminoacylation. Lineage: Eukaryota; Euglenozoa; Kinetoplastea; Trypanosomatida; Trypanosomatidae. The transcript has a single exon.